Messenger RNA from Phyllopteryx taeniolatus (common seadragon), 8246 nucleotides. RefSeq names its product jade family PHD finger 2 (gene jade2). Gene Ontology annotation, cellular component: histone acetyltransferase complex. NCBI's taxonomy places the organism in Eukaryota, Metazoa, Chordata, Actinopteri, Syngnathiformes, Syngnathidae. The record is from RefSeq and is a predicted model, not a curated record. Gene Ontology annotation, biological process: regulation of transcription by RNA polymerase II.
UCAGCCUCGGCGUGACGAGGAAGUGCAACAACCGUGCUGCCCAAUUCAAAGUACGCCAUAAAUAUGGCGCCAAAAGAGUUUUCAAGCAGAGGUUCCCCUGCUCCAUUCCUCCUCAACAUUUGUUUAGUCUCUCUCUUUUUUUAAGGAGGAGCGUGCAGGUCUGCCGGACGGAGGGGGACGUUUGUCUUGUGCACAGCCGCGUCCAGCACCGUGCGGCCCGGCCAGAGAGGGACGAGGAGGAGGUGGUAGCAGCCUGGUAGUGUGUUUUGGAAGAAGAAGAAGAAGAAGAAGAGAGGUGGACGAUUGCGAAACAAACUGGAUUGUAAUCUUUUGGAGGACAUCCAUUUUUUCCCAAUCCAUUUUGGGACGCUGGUGUGUUUUCGUGCAAAAAAAAAAAAUCAAAAAAAUAAAAAAUGCGACAUGCUUUUUUCCAGUGAGCGGCAUGUCGCGCGCCGCAAGCCGCUCGUCGCGCACUGAAAGGCGGCUUCGGCGACACCCCGGCCCCUCGGCUCCGUGACCCGAAGCUCCUCCAUCGCACUUUUUUCCCCCUCAUUUUUUUGGGGGUGGAUUUUCUUUGGAAUUCUUGUUGUUGUGUGCUUUUUUUUUUAAGCUGUCAAGGUGGGUGGGAGGGGGAAGGGUCCUGUCAACCCAACGUGGAAGUUAACCCAGAGGAACAACAUUUACAUGUGCUUGGAUCCCGAUGGUCUCCUAAUCGGUGGGACCCCCUCCCCAGCAGAACAAGAUGGAGAGCGAGACUAAGAGGAGGAAAUACUCCACCAGCAGCAACGACUCGGACACCACCGACAGUCAGGUGACAUCGUGGUCCAGGUCAUCCAAGAACGCGGGAACCAGCAUCACGUGGGUACGACAUCAGCACAAGAAGCAUUCAGAGGUGUUUCGCACCGAUUUCAUCACAGCCAUGACUCCCGACUCGGCGCAGCUGGGCCUGGAUGACUUUUACGUGCUGUCGGACCCUUGGAGGCAAGAGUGGGAGAAAGGAGUCCAGGUGCCGGCCAACCUGGAGGCCAUCCCGCAGCCUGUGGUCAGGUUACUGCCAGAGUCAAAAGGCAGAACCUCCAGCGAGGGCGAGACGGACUCCCAACGUCUCCCUGGCCAAGUCUACAGCUGCUACGACCUGGACGACACGGACGUGGCCUGGCUGGAACUCGUCAACCUGGAGUUUGUGCAAAUGGCGCUGCCUGAGCUGGAUGAGCUGACCAUGGAGUGCGUCCUGGUGGAGCUGGAGCGUGUGUGCGAGGAGAAGAUGCAGCAGGCCAUCGAGGCAGAAGAAGGCCUGGGCAUUGAGUACGACGAAGAUGUGGUCUGCGACGUCUGCCGCUCGCCAGAAGGCGAGGACGGCAACGAGAUGGUCUUCUGCGACAAGUGCAACGUCUGCGUGCACCAGGCCUGCUACGGCAUCGUGAAGGUUCCGCAGGGCAACUGGCUUUGUCGUACGUGUGCCCUGGGCGUGCAGCCCAAAUGUCUGCUGUGCCCCAAGCGGGGCGGUGCCCUCAAGCCCACCCGCAGUGGAACCAAGUGGGUCCACGUCAGCUGUGCCUUAUGGAUCCCCGAGGUGAGCAUAGGCUGUCCGGAGAAGAUGGAGCCCAUCACCAAGGUGUCCCACAUCCCGGCCAGCCGAUGGGCUUUAUCCUGCAGCCUGUGUCGAGAGCACACAGGAACAUGCAUACAGUGUUCGAUGCCCUCGUGUAUUGUGGCCUUCCACGUGACGUGCGCCUUCGACCACGGUCUGGAGAUGAGGACCAUCCUGGCCGAGAACGACGAGGUCCGCUUCAAGUCAUUCUGCCUGGAGCACAGCGGCGGCGGAGUGGCCCGAGCCGAGUGGACGCCCGAUCUCCCGGAGCCCAGAUCGGUAUCGUACUCUGUUUCCGAGAGGGCCGAGCGGGACCAGCUAGAACGAGACAAGGUGAGCCAGAGGAAGCAGAAACUCCAGGAGCUGGAAGACGAGUUCUACCGACUGGUGGACCCCAGCGAGGUGGCGGAGAACAUGGCGCUGCCCAUCACACAGGUGGACUUCUUGUACCAGUUCUGGAAACUGAAGAGGAAGGCCAACUUCAACCAGCCUCUGGUGACUCUAAAGCGGGACGAGGUAGACAACCUGGCCCAGCAGGAGCAGGACGUGCUCUACCGACGCCUCAAGCUUUUCACGCACCUCCGGCAAGACUUGGAGAGGGUGCGUAACCUGUGCUACAUGGUGACGCGGCGGGAGAAGAUGAAGCACAGUCUGUGUGACCUCCAGGAGAAGAUCUUCCACCUACAAAUACAGCUGCUGGAAGAGGACAUGGCCGGAGAGAGAGUCCAGAAAGGUGGAGGAGGAGGAGGAAAAAGGAAGCAGAGUGCAGGAAAGGAGAGCAAGAGAAAGGAGAGAUGGAAGUCAGACAGUGACCCUCUGCUUAAAGAGCUAGGUUUGUCCAAGUCCUUCCCGUUGGAUAACUCGUUGUUCGACAGCUGGCUGGCUGAGUCAGUGCAGAUCACGGCCGACGACAUGCUCAGCAAGUGGGCUCUGGGUUCACAGCACCAGGACAAGAGCGCCAGCCUGCUCUCCGACCAGCUCCUGCAGGGCGAGGAGAGCCUGCUCAAUCUGAUGAUGGAAAACUCCAUGGAGUCCACGUGGAAGACACCCCAGCUAGGCCGCAAAUCCCGGGGCAGCUGCAAGCCCCGCGCCCGUGGACACCCGCACGCCUCUGGCACCAUGCCACCGCCGCAGACGCUUCUGUCUGCCGGCUCGGGGUCUGGUGCCUCUACUGUCAAGAGCCCGUGGGUGGGUGGCGGGGCAGAGGAAAAGCAUGCUGCCCGCAAGGGGUCAAGAGGUUCCUCCAGGUUCCUCCACCACCACCACCCUCACCACACCAGGAGUUCAGACCUGCAGCCGCCCAUCUCCAAAAUGGAUUCCUGCCACAUCUCUGAGGACGGCAAGCCGUGGGGCAGCAACGGUGUCAUGUCAGGGCGGACGCCCGGCGCUCCGUCCCCGCGGCUACGCAUGUCCCGCCAAGUAAAAUCCCGAGGGCGAGGCGGCGGUGGGACGGCGUCCGAGGUAAAGGAACAGCGUUUGCUCCACGCCGACGGCUACUUUUCUGACGGCGAGCAGAGCGACUUGGACAGGCGCCCUGGCGGAGCACGCAAACUCCGCCUGGCGCAGUUGCAUUCCGGGAACGAGGACCUGCUGAGGCGGAGCGUCAUGGCGUCCUAAGGAACCUGAACGCCCCGCGCACACGUGAGCGCUCUCGCUCCACCUGUGCCCUGAGCAUUCUUUGAAUGUAGCUACUAGCCUCCUUGCGUCUCACCGCGGAAAUAGGAAACAGGCGUCCGUUUUUUUAUCCAAUUUCUGUGCGUUAAAAGACUUAGUCAUCGUAGUCUUUGGGGCAUUCUUCUAAAUAUCUUUACCGAGGUUGGUUUCAGGGUCUUUGAAUAGCAGGUGGCGUCUGAAAGCACAACUAGCAAGCAAGUAGCGAUAUUAGCACUGGCUGGUUUACAAAAAAACAAAAUAAAUAAAUAAAAAGAUGCUUUGUCAUUUCCGCAUAGAACAGCAGUUGGAGUUAAAAACAAAGAACGAACGAAAACAUUCUUCCUCAUUCGAAAUUCCAUUUGUUUGCCUGGAAUAAACUCUGUGCCUUCUGUCGCACCCCCCCCCAAGCCAAACAAUCACCAACCAAUCAGCCGUCGCCCAAUCUGACUUAUAACAAUCAAUGCGAAUGUGUCACCUUAAUCAUUUUUAGAGUGCCUGAACGAAGGAUGUACGGACAAAGUUUUGUGUUUUCAACAUUAAGCAGUGCCAGUCAGCAGCCUCUAGAGGGCAGCAUUUAGCAUAUCCGAUUUCCCGUUCCAUUACUUUAGCCAGCAGAUGACGUGGCUAGGCUAAUACGGCUAAACUCCCAUGUACCAUCGAAGAAGUUUGUCCAACAAUUUGUGCGUUCAAAAAAAGACUUUGCUGUUUUUGGACCGAAGGCCGUCUGUAAUUAUCUCAGGGGUUUUAAGAAAAAUAAUUUUAAAAAAAUGUCUCGAUAAAACGACCUACGUUUGUUUUUGUUUUUUGCAUAGAAAUUAAGGUUCAGCUAGCAAACGCUAUAUAAAUAGAUAAAUAAAUAAAUAAAUAAAUAUAUACAUAUAUAAAGAAAACAACGUGUGUAUGUCGAGAAACUUCCACGUUUGGACAACUACUGAGCGCUCGGUGUGGUCAGAUGACCACCACGCCGAGACCAAUCAGCUGCGCGGCCCAGUUUUCACUUCCUGGUUUUUUUUUUUUUUUUGGUCGCUCCACUAAUCCGACGCGGUUAUCGUCACGUUGCUGCUGAACUGAUCAUACAUUUUCACUUAAAGCAGGUUUGGUGUUACAGGGUUUGAAUAUGCGACCAGGCGUCGGCUAUAGAGCGUAUACUCUAGACACUCCCGGAUGUGUUCCUGAUGCUCCCAAAUGCGUUCCUGAUGCUCCCGUAUAUGCUCGCAGCACUCAUGGAUAUGCGUGUCAACAGCAUAUCCAUGAGUGCUGCGUAUUGUAUGCGUUCCUGAUGCUCGUGUAUGCGGUCCCGACGCUUCCGAAUGCGAUCCUGACACUCCCAAAUGCGUUCCUGAAGAACCGGUGUGCGUUCCUGACGCUCUCGUGUGCGCGCCCGACACUCCGGUAUGCAGUCCUUCCAAGAGGAGGCGAUUGUUAUUACUAUUACUGCUAGCAACGAGAACGACAACCUGAGACGUUUGCUUGUUCUUUCCAAGUAGACGGCAAAGAUCAUACUUCGUAGUAGCGAGGCGACACGGUGGGGUAGGCGGUCAAUAGAGUCGAAUUUACCCAGCGCGUUGUCUUCUUAGUGUACACAAACCGCUAUCAUACAAUAUUUACAGUGUGGCGACCACGCCCUCUUCUUCCUAGCAUCCUAGCUUCCUAGCGUAAUGUAGACAGGGGGUGUUUGCCUUCUGUGUGAAGUAGAUGCUAAGCUAUGUGUCGUGAGCUACUUUGGACUCGCUGUUGGCUUUGAAGUUCGGAUCAUAUUCCGAUCUUUUUUUCAGUUCAGUUUCAAUUUUUACGUAGUUUUCCACAUGGGACACUUGUUUUUAAAAACGGAAAUCUCAGUCCACAUGAUAGAAAACGCAUUCAACAGGUGGCGCUCUAGAAUUUAAUCAGAAACCUAAAGAAAGUAAUUUUGGGAAUAGACACAACAAUGGUGAAUGGAGGGAAAAAAGGUAUAAUACAUGUGGACUGAUAAAUGAUUUGAUGGCACUUCUGAAUAUACAAUUGCAUUUUCACCCUGUCAUCAGUAGGGGGCAGCAUUUUGCCAGAAAAUGUCCCCCACACACACUGUUGAUGCCACAGAUAUGUAUUGGUAGAUACGACACCCAUUUUGAGCUCCGUCCUGACGGCUACGCUAAGCUAGGGAGGUCGAAGUUAACAGCGCAUUCCAUGUGCGUAGAUGGCAAGAAAAUCAAAAGAACAAGGAUGUCGGUACAUUUUACUGCAUACGGUUGCAUAAAACACCGUACAAUAACGACAAGGAAACUGGGAGUCCCUUUCACAUGAAAACAUUUUUGAUGUGCUUUUUUUUUUUCAUAUAUUGUGUAUUGAUAGCAUACGCUUUGGUUGGCGUUGACAAAGGAGUAACCCUCAUGAAAAUCGGUUGAGAAUUGAGCAAGUUUCGAUUUAAUUUCAGUUUCCUUGCCAUUGCCUUCUAUCGGAACGUCGACCUCCCUAAAGUGGCCGCUACCUAGGCACGUUGGUUAGUCGGGCAGCUACAGGGCGAUGGCUUGUCUACUGUUCACGUCUAUGGUUGAAACGCUAAUGUCAUUAUUUUAAGCUUUUUUACAUCAACUGGUCCAAGUUGGUGAUUCAACCGCACCCACACGCCCACCCCCCCGAGGCACAAAGUGGUAUUAUAAGUUCAUUUUGCCUUUCACUUUAGCAUAAUUUUACCUUUAAUCAACUAAAAAUUUCAGGUUUUAAAAUAAAGGGUUCAGCACUGUUUAGCCUAAAGGUGCUUUUACCACUAGCACCCUUUGCUUUAAUCCAGUUGGCUUUCCCCCUGGGUCCGGUUCAGCAGGACCAAAUCAGCUAGUUCGGCCCAGUUACAAACAACAUUAGCAAUAGCAUCAGCGGCUAGCAGGAUGAUGGAUUAGAUGUUAUUGAUAAGGUCCUACCAAAAACAUAGCUAAAGGUGGCAUGUAAACCAAGAUUAGACCAUAGACUUAAGGGUGUGUCUUUGGGUUAGCAUAUUAACAGUUAGCAUGUUGUCAUGCAUGCUUAUUAUUUUAUGCCUCGUUUUGGUAGCGAAUGAGGCUAUUUGCUGGUGUGUUGUAGCCUAGCCUAGCUUGUCCACAUAGUUAUUAAAGUUCUCAACAAACGGCACGACAUUUGUGUUAUACUUAUUACUACGAACCCCGCUACCUCUUAAAUUUCUUGACCAAUCAGAGAAGACAGCGACAUAAGGAUGUGUUUUAGCACACUCAGUAUUUGUACGAACCGAACCCUGGGGGACCGUGGACCAAGUUUACAAACCCACUGACUGGUUCUGACCAGAAAAAGCCAACUACAGGUGUGAGAGCACCUAAAGUAAACCCUUAAAACAGCACUUAACCCUCCUGUUACGUUUGUUUCUCAGCAACAGUGAUAUUGCUCCUGGGUCAUUUUGACCCAGGGCAUGUUUAAUGAUCCAAAAGUGUGCAAAAUGAAUAAACAUCCCAAUAAACAUUGAUUAAAAUUAGAAUUUUAACAAUAUUUUAUUGAAUUUGUUUGAUUUUUAAAUGGGUCAUAUUAAGCCAAGCCACCAUAAAUGAUCCAAAUGUAUCAGAAACUGAAUGAACUUACUUUCAACUUUUUAAAAUUGUAUUUCUUCAACUUUAAAAGGGGUAAAUUUGAUCCGUGUGCUUUUAAUGAUCCCAAAGUGCCGAGUAAAGUAAGAAAAUCCCCAGAAAUAUUGUUUGAAAAUUAAUUUUACCUUUUCAUUGUAUUUGUUUGUUUUUUAAAUGGGUCAUUUUGACCUCUUCCACUUUAGAUUUUUCCAAAGGGUCUGAAACAGCAAAGACAGUCCCAACAAACACUAUUUAAGAAUUAAUUUUAACUUUUGUUGUUGUUGUAUUUGUUAGAUUUCAAAAUGGGUGAUUUUGACCCAGAGUAUUAUUAAUUAUACAAAAGUGUCAAAAAUGGAAAAAAAAAUUCCACCAAACAUUGAUGGAAAAUUAGUUUUAACUUUUUAUAGUUGGAUUUGGUUGAUUUUUAAAUGGGUCAUUUUGACCCAAUACAAGUUUUACCUAUCCAAAAGUAUCCAAAAAAAAAAAAAAAAAAAAACUCUUUUUAUUUUAUUUGUUCAAUUUUAAAAUGGACUAUUUUGUCCCAAGGUGCGAUAAAUGAUCCAAAAGUGUCACAAACCAAAAUAAAGUCACAAUAGACAUUGUUUAAAAAAUACUUUUCUUUGCCUUUAAAAGUGUUUUAUGAUGCUAAAGUGAUAUGUUAAUAGUAAUUUUAAGCCAAGCAGGUGUUUCAAAAUGAAAAACUGCUUUUUGGUUGUAUUGUCAAACUUUCAAAAGGGUCAAUUUGACCCAAAACAUAACAGGAGGGUUUUAAUGUUUUCUCAGCAUUUAUUGGCUUAAAACAAGCAGAGUUUCUCCUUGUGUUCAUUGAAAGUGUCAUCUUCCUCAGCACCAGAAUCCAGAUUGUGUUUAAACCGGGUGUGAAUCCAGAUCAGCAUCUGACUCUUCUUAAAAAAAAAUCAUAAUAAUUUAUCAAUCUGUUGCAUCAAAAUCUUCUUUCUUCAACACGUGAAUAUGAAUGUCGCAGGGGUUUUAUCCUUCUGUCUUGUUUUUGUUUCAAAAGAAUGUUGUGCCAUUUGUGAAUAGCAAAGAGAACUAUUGAACAUAUAUGAAAAGAAGAAAAAAGAGCUAUUUUAAAUUAUUUUUUAUUUUUCUCUGACAUUUUUUUUGCUAUAUUUAUUUUCUUGUAUUAGAGUCUUCUUUGUAGGAGGGAGGGACAACUUUAAAAACAAACAAACGUGUAUUUUUCAUUAGUGCGAGAAGCCUAUUUUCUUCCUUUUUGUACAAUUUGGAUGUUUGGAGCGAGACUUUGACAAGCAAUAUGAUAAUGUCCUUUCUCUGUGACUGUAUAUCUGCAUGCUCUUUGUGUGUUGCCUUAACCAUGGCUGCCAAUCUUCCCUGGCCCCCAACCCCUCAAUCCCCCUUUUACCUGGUGGCGUCCCACCCGGUCUGGUCCAUUGCAGUCCAAUAAAAGCAGUGCUUUCUGUGUACUCCCA